AUGAAGGUUUCCAUCAGAGAGAAUGAAGCUAUACCACGAAUUGCGCGCAUGAUCAAAUCUAUGGGUCAUAAAAUCGAACUAUUCAACGCGCACUGCAAUGGUCGGACCCGAGUUGAAAAGUCUGAAGAGGCAGCUUUGGAUGUCCUUAUAUAUCUUGUCCUAUUCUGCACCGACGCGAUUACUUUUUUCCACGAUCACACUGGCCCAUCUGCGCUCUCUCACGAGGAUGACUGGCAAGAGUUAAUCCGCAUCUACAAAUCCACCACCUCAGAUAUUGAUGAUACAUUCCAGCGAGUUGAGAAACUAGCACAACUGGCAAAGCUUAACGCUCAUAGUAGCGAGUUCGAGAUGAUACAGCAGUUUCUCUCUUCACCGACUCCAUCUUCGACUUCGAUGGCGGCGGCCAGUCUUCAGGAGGAAGCCUCCCUGCCCUGUAUCAUUCUCCCCAGAACUUUUACUACUCAGUGUUAUGACCGUGGUUCGAUUCUCGCGGAUAUUGAAGCCCACUUCGACACUAAAUCUGAAAGCCGUACCUUCUGUUCUCUUGCACUCUGGGGUCUUGGCGGUGUUGGAAAGAGUCACGUAGCUUUGAAAUAUGCCAAAAGCAAGGUUGACGACUUCGAUGCCAUCUUUUGGAUUCACAGUGAAGGACAAAUUGCACUAGCAGAAAGUUUCAGUAGCAUCGCAGUUCGCCUCCAACUUCCCAACACCAAUCCACAGAACCAUGAAGGGAACAGAGUCUCUGUCCUGAAUUGGUUGCAAAAGACCCCCUGCCGUUGGCUAUUGAUAUUUGACAACGGCAAUGAUGAAAACGAUCUCCUUGAGUAUUGGCCUGUCGCAGCACGGGGAUAUGCGCUGAUCACGACACGAAACCAUAAUCUUGCGUUCCAACCAGCCGACACAGGGAUAGAAGUAUUUCCUUUCAAAACAGCAGAGGGGUCUGCAUUUUUAUUGCAUCUACUCUCCCUCGACAUAGUUGAUAACUUAACCGAAAAGGAAGCAAAAUCAGCAUUUGAUCUCUCAGAAAGGCUAAGCGGAAAUGCUCUUGCAAUUUCUCAAAUGGCCGGCUUAAUCCAUCGGCGGAGUGUUCUAUCCUAUGUUUCCCCCGAUUCUAUACCUCAGGUCCUGUUCAGCGACUCUUCUACCCUUGGUCCCAGCCUCGAGAUAUAUCAAGAUGAGCUCAAAUUCUCGGAGGUGCAGGAGGUGCUACUUAAUCUAUCACUUAUCAGAAGGGACAAAUCUUCGCGUACUUUCUCGCUGCACAGACUCGUGCAGACCCAAUUUAGAUUCUAUUUAUCUGCAGAGGCAAGACAGCAAGUGUUUGAAGAUGCCUCGAUGAUAUUGAACAAGGCUUUCCCGCCGAGAAAUGCGGGCAAAUCACAGUAUUAUGAUCGCUGGGCUGUGUGCCGCCUUUAUUUGCAGCACGUAUUGAGCAUCAAAGACAACUACAAGAAGGACCACGCAGGAACAGAUUCUUUACAUCCUUGUCCAGAAUUUUGCUGGGCUCUUGUUAAUUGUGGAAGAUAUAUGAUGGAAAUUGCUUCAUUCACGGAGCUUGAAGAUGUGGCCGCGGUUGCCACUCAGGCGUUCAAAGCAUUAGAUACCCAGAAACAGGAUUCUGAGCUUUCGGCUAAACUGUCCAAUUUGUCGGGUGUUAUGUGGGCUCAUCGUGGCCAAUUUCGAAAAUCUGAGGAGUAUCUUAAACGAGCACUUGCAAUUCGAACAGAGCAAAAACCCGACAAUCUUGACGAAAAGAGCUGGGCGUACACUGACCUCGGAAAUUGUGUAUCUUCUCUUAACAGACAUGAUGAGGCACUUCGUCUGCACGAAAAGGCUGAGGAGUUGCGCAGGCUGUCGACUGAUCAGCUAGCUGACCGAUUUACCAGCCUGGAGUUGCGGAUCGAAGAUGGACGACUUUCAGAGUCCACAGCUGUUGGAAACCAGAAUAUUGGUAGAACUUUGCGUUUCUUAGGACGACUCGAAGAUGCACACGCCCGGCUGAAGCUGGCGAUGGGGCAGCUGAAAGUCUCAGAGAAUUUCGCGAUGAUUGCCUAUACUCGUUUUGUUAUUGCAUCUACCUUCAGAGCAGAGCAAAAGCUAGAGAAAGCCAAGGCAGAAUAUAUCGCGGCUCAGGAAGCCUGGUUGCAGGGGGGGAAAUUACAAACCCAUCAUUUUAAUAGUGUCUGCAUAUACAAGCUAGGAUGUGUGGCAUUUGAGCAGGGCAAAUAUGAAGACGCAGUCACCUAUCUCCACCAAGCACUGGUGGUGGCAAAAUUACAAUCCGUUGCCAUGGCUGGGAUCUAUGCUCGAGUGCUUUAUAAACUAUCCCAAGUACUCAGAAAAGCUGAAAAUAAUUUACUGGAGGCGGAUGAGAAGCGUUAUGAAGCGGAGUCAAUUUUGAUGGAGCAGAAGGCUAGUUUGGGUAUUCAGGAUGACUCCGGGGAAGAAGCCUAUGACUCUCUUGUUUAUAUACUUUGGAGGCCACAAGAAUUGAUGGGAAUCACUGGUGGAAUGGAAGACGAAGGCAGGGAGAUUGAAGAUCCACCAUCAAAUUGUGAGUUGCAAGACAAGGUUCUGGAGGCAUACGGUUGGGCGACCGUGACCAAAUUGACGGAAUCAGACGAUACGCUUUCAAUUGACAGGUAUAGCAAGAACAUCGUGGUGGAUGUGCUGAAUCAACAGCGACAACUACUGUUGAAAUUUGGACGACUGGAUGGCCGCCUACAACCACUGGCCAACACCAUCAUCACUGAGGAGCAAGACUCACAGAACACCAGCAAUAGAGAUGCAAGACAAGGUCCUCAGACAGAAGAGACGCUCGAUAGCUGGUUCCCAGAUGCAGGCGAGCUGUUGGGGAAAUGUGUCACUUUCGUUCGACAAACGAGCAAAUUCCCAGGACAGCUUCGUUGGGCAAUUUCUGACAAAAAGGCCACUGAAGAACUUCUCAAGAGGCUGUCGGAACUGAACGACUACUUAUGCGAACUCCUCAAUGCGCAUCAAUGGGAGAUGCUCGUGGCGCGACAAGUGCGAACAGAUUACAUGAUUGUGCAACUGAACAACAAGCUGGAUCAUCUUCAGGAGAUUGUGGAGGCUGGUUUGGCGCACAACUUGACUGCUGCUUCCAGAGCAGACCGCAGACCGUUGAAAUGGGGAGGAGAUGUAAGACCAGGGGCGCACCGUGACUCUGAGCACUCGCGACACCUUACAAGCCUAGCCCAAUUCAAAGCUUUGGGAUCGGCGCUGGAAACGGAUUCUCUAACGGAUGAGUACGCGCAGAAGCUCGAUCUUGGGGAAUCAGUGCAGGACAUUACCUCGUGCGAGUUAUCCUGGGAUGAUAUACAGCUAUUACCUCAUGCUACGCCUAUAUCGAACGAUCAAAGAACAGAAGCUUGGUACAAUUCAAACUUGGGGAGAGACCGUCGUGUUUGGGUAGAAUGGAAGCCUGGAGAUGGGCAACGUCCAAAUCACAAUACACAUGACCGCAAGAUCAUCGGCCGCUUCGAGGCACUCGUUGCGCUCCUGAGAGAGAAUCAGCGAACAGAGCAAUUCAGGGCCGUACCCUGUCUAGGGUAUAUUCGUACCAGACCGAGCAGAGAGGAUCACAUUGUUCAUUUCGGCCUAGUCUUCAAGAAUCCUUCAGGAGUGGCGCUCAGUGAGAGGCCUGUGUCUUUGUUCGAGCUUUUCCAAGACACAAAGAGCAGGGUGCCAAGUCUGACGGCUCGGUUUGCACUCGCAAAGGACAUAGUGCAAUGUGUGGAGAAACUUCAUGCUGUGAAUUGGUUGCACAAGGGGCUCCGAAGUGACAAUCUCCUUCUUUACGAAACCAGAGAGGGAACCAUCGACCUCUCGAAAUCGUACCUCUCAGGCUUCGACUAUGCGAGACCAGCUCACCGCAAAGACAUGACAGAACGAACAGUUGGUAACGUGUUGCAUGAUCUUUAUCGGCAUCCGCAAGUUCAGGGGUUCAUUCAAGAUGAUUCACAAGGGAGGAGGUAUAAGAAAAGACAUGACAUAUACAGUCUUGGUAUCCUACUAUUAGAGAUCACAUAUUGGGAGUCGAUAGAUUCCAUACUCGGGUUCAGAAAUUUGGAGGAUAUCAGACCAAGUGAAGUUGCAAUGCUACGUGGAAAGUUGCUCAGUGGAAGAUAUCUGGACCAUGUACAAAGCUGCAUGGGUGACAAUAUGUACGGAGCUAUUCGUGCUUGCCUUCAAGGCAUGAGCGCGUUCGGAAUAUCUGACGAUGCUGACGAGACCGAUGUUUUCGUUGGAGCCAGGCUGCAAGCGAAGUUCUAA
Mollisia scopiformis is the source of this 4293-nucleotide messenger RNA. RefSeq lists its product as uncharacterized. Gene Ontology annotation, molecular function: ADP binding; protein binding; protein kinase activity. The coding region runs from base 1 to 4293 and encodes 1430 amino acids. Gene Ontology annotation, biological process: protein phosphorylation. The transcript has 10 exons. NCBI's taxonomy places the organism in Eukaryota, Fungi, Ascomycota, Leotiomycetes, Helotiales, Mollisiaceae. The record is from RefSeq and is a predicted model, not a curated record.